GAGGCGCGACGCGCACAGCCGCGUUACCACGGACGCUCCGGCGGCACGUGACGCUAGGCGCCGCGCGCGGUGAUGAUAUAAUUGCGGCGCCACGUCGGCUCUGCAGCCAAGAUGGCGGCGGCGGAGGGCAGCGCCGCGGUGGCGGCCGAGCCCCUGUUUGCAGGGCUCGCAGACGUGUCGAUAUCUGAGGAUAUCCCGGUGGAAGGGGAGAUCACUGUUCCCGUGGGGUCCCACUCCCCAGAGGAAGAUUACUCCACGCUGGAUGAACCUGUCAGGGAUACCAUUCUGAGAGAUCUGAAGGCUGUUGGGAAGAAAUUUGUCCACGUCAUGUAUCCGAAGAAGAGCAGCGCGCUCCUCAGAGACUGGGAUCUUUGGGGGCCUUUGGUGCUUUGUGUCUCACUUGCUCUGAUGCUGCAGGGGGGAUCAGCAGACAGCAAGGAAGAUGGAGGGCCCCAGUUUGCUGAGGUCUUUGUCAUCAUCUGGUUUGGUGCCGUUGUCAUCACAGUGAACUCAAAACUUCUUGGAGGAACUAUAUCUUUUUUUCAGAGCCUGUGUGUUCUGGGUUACUGUGUCCUGCCCCUGACGGUGGCGAUGCUGGUGUGCAGGCUGGUGCUGCUGGCAGGCUCUGGGACUGUCAGUUUCAUUAUACGCCUUAUUGUAGUGAUUGCUAUGUUUGCUUGGUCAACAUUAGCAUCUACAGCUUUCCUGGCUGACAGCCAGCUGCCGCACCGCAAAGCUCUCGUGGUGUACCCCAUCUUCCUCUUCUACUUCGUUAUCAGCUGGAUGAUUCUCACCUUUACACCUCAGUGAAGAGACUGCGUGAUGCAGACUGAAGUUUUAAUGAGCACUGCAGUUGAUCGUUGGCUUUGUCUCUUGUUAAUUUAUACACAUAGUCUAAAAAGGCUGGUUAUGGGAUAAAGCCAGAGAACUGCAAGACUGAUCACGUGUUCUUGAAAGACAUGGAAGUCCAGCUACUGAGCUUUUGUUUAAUUAGCCCUGCUCUUCAUUUGUGUUGAAUAAGAAAUGCACACUGUGACAGGGAAUAUUCUGCCUGAGGAAUAGAGGGAGAGAUCUUGGAACUUCAAGAGUUUGAUAGGUGAAGUUACAGGAUCACACAGCCUGGCAGGAUUCUUGCUUGUGCUUGGAUUCCUGCUCAGGGUAAACAUGCCUUACAUUGCUGUUAUGUGUUGGGUAAGGAGGAACGUGUUUGAUUCCUGUUCUUUUUCAUUCACUACAGAGUGGUGAAAUUUAUAUAAAAUGCAUCAUAGGACUGUAAGCUCUCACUUUGAAAUCAGAUCUUGGCAAAGAGUAAGUUGGGUCCAAUUUGCUGUUAACUAGAGCUGGGCAGAAGGGGACUGCCUAUGCACCUAUGAAUGUACUCUGUAUUUGUUUCACCUACUUCCAUGUCAAGCCAUUGUGUUUUAGCCAAAUGGUUUCCAGCACUGUGGCUACACUAACUAAUCCAUACAUCAACCGAGAGGGGGUGUGUAAGUAGAUAGUUACAAAUCUUUUCUUGUUACUCUAGAUUAAAAAGUCCUGGAGAAACAGUGAAAGCUGGUUUGCAGCAGGGAUGUACCUAGUACUCUACAUGUUGAUUAAAAACAGAAAUAGAAGUGUCUGGAGAGUACAAAAUAUAUCUCUUAAAAAUAACAAUAAUUGAGAAGUUGAGAUUUUGAUAGGUAAAGUGUUCAGAUGCUAACAUACCAAACCAGGUCGUGGGUCCACAAGUUUUAAAAUUGGUUGGAGGAAGGAAAAUAAAUCAUGGUGAAGGUGGUGGCUGUGAUGAAGUAGGAUGCAAAUUCUGAUCUUGAUUGCUUGUAUGUGACUUUCAUUUGGUUGUUUACAUGGUUGGUGUUUCAACAUAAAUGCAAGUAAAUUUGCAUAUUGUUUCUUUGUACCUAAAAUGAAAUGUGAGAAACUUUUCUAUAUUUUCUUUCCCAACACUUUUUAUAAAAGGAGAGGAGGAGGCUUUCUUCUCCAGUAGUACGUCUCCUGCCUGGAGAACCAUGCACGAACAUCUAAGCAUGUAAUUUAUAUUUCUAUUAGGGAUUGAGUGAGACCUGGCACAUUGUUUGUUGAAGGUUGUAUUGAGAUUACUGAUGUUGCCUGCCAUUUUCAGGAAGCAGCCUGAGGGGAGAACUUUGCAAUGCUCUGGGGGUGGGGAAGCUGCUGUUAAAAUGUGUUUUUCUCUUUCUCAAAACAAGCUUUGGAUUUUCUUUCUCCUGUACUAAUGCAAAUGGACCUGAAACUGAUGCAAGUGGGUCCGGUUAAAAUGUAAAUACUGCUAAUUUAUAUUUAUAGAGAAAAGUGCCGUUUCUGCUAUAGGCACUCUAAAUACUUGGUAUUUGGGUGGGAAGUUGUUAAAUAUGUGGACUGACAUGGCAUUUUUUUUGCACUUCUGAGAGGGUGGAGAAGAGGAAAGGAAGAAAUCAGAUAACUGUGGGAGCUCUUGGUUGUUGCAGAGCAGGCAUCAGUGGGCGUGUGUGGGGCUGAGCCGCUGUGUGCCUGCUGGGGCCAGUGUGUGUGCUGCACGUUGCUGCAGGAGGAGCUGUAGUGCUUCAUAUACUUGGGUACCAAAUGGAAAUGGGAAUUUUUUUAAACGUCCAUUAAAUUAUUACUGUUAAGGAAUGUGA
Numida meleagris (helmeted guineafowl) is the source of this 2633-nucleotide messenger RNA. It is a transcript of the gene YIPF6, whose product is annotated as Yip1 domain family member 6. Lineage: Eukaryota; Metazoa; Chordata; Aves; Galliformes; Numididae. The transcript is spliced from 7 exons. Bases 112 to 810 code for a protein of 232 amino acids. The record is from RefSeq and is a predicted model, not a curated record. Gene Ontology annotation, cellular component: membrane; trans-Golgi network. Gene Ontology annotation, biological process: endoplasmic reticulum to Golgi vesicle-mediated transport.